CUCCCCUCUGGCAGGUUAAAGCCAUUCCCCUUGUCCUGUCCCCAUUCCCUCUUGUCCUAUCCCUUAAUGGAAGGGAGGACCUUAAAAGGAGAGCAGGUAUCAUUCGACUCCUAAUGAGAGCAACAUUCCACUACUAGAAUGACCUAGAAUUGGGCCUUAAGUGCUCUGUAGACCCAAGCGAGCAGUGUGUAGGCUGCAGCAUGGUUUUUGCUCUAUGUGGAUUCACUAAAUGAGUAGAAGCUUCUCUAGAAGGUGGUGGCUGCUUGUUCUAACUCUGAGUUGACACUGGUCACAGGCAGCCACUGCCUGAAGCCUUUGCCUUGAGCAGCCUGUGUCCUAGAGGAAGCUCCCCACGCUGCGGGGGGAACCGCUGAGGGUAAAAGGACGUGUGUGCAUGUCGCACGCUUGGAUGCAUAUGGGUAGUUCCUAAAUGGAUGUGAGAUGGGACCCUAAUGGGGGGGGGGGGGGGGCAAGACCUGAAAGAGGGUAGUAAAAAUCUGUCAUUUAACUGUCCUGCAUCUCAAAAUCAUGAGGGGUGUGGAUUCUGCACUCCUCUGGCAAUGGGAUGUAUGUGGGUGGUGGGAUACGGAUCCAGGUGUGCUGUUAAGCAAAACUAAUUGGAACUUUAAGCCAGGACAUCCAAACCUGAGGCGCUUCAGACUUGCAGCCUGUCCUUAGAAGGGUGAAAAUAUGUUUUCCAAUUUUUCCAGUGUUUUCCAAUGAGUUUUUCCUCCUUCUCUCUACAAGGUCUGUAGCAUCCAGGAGCCCCCUCAGGCUGCAGGGCUUGCGGCUGCCCCUCAGGCUGCAGGGCUUGGGGCUGCCCAAGGGCAAGGGUAAGGCUCCAGUGCAUCCAACAGGGAAAAACUGCCUUUCUGGGAAGGCAAAGCCCUCGGCUCUGAGAGGAAACGGAGCCUGAGUGCUGCAGGUCAGAGCCAAGGCUGUUGUGCGCUGACACACGCCUCACCUUUGGGACUAACUGAAUCUAGGCCAGCGACUUCCAACCUGUGAUCUCUGCCUUAACCGAGGGAUCCCAAAUGGAUCCUGAGACAGGACAGGAGCAACGCUGAGGUUCCCUUGUGCAUCCGUGCUCACUGCAGCAGCCGGCAGCUCGCGCUGGGGCCGGGAGGCUGCUGAUCCCCCCCAGCCCGUUGUUUGGAGGGCGAGAGGUUGGGGGUAACCGGGAGAGGCCGCGUUGCCUUUCUCUUGGCGCGCCUCGUGUUCUCUUUGUCCGCAGGUUGCAGGGUCAGCGGAGCUGUUCCGGCAGCGCCCAACCCGCCGCCAUUCCCGCUUUUCCCGCCCCGGUGUCUUCCCCCCCCCCCCCCAACCACCAAUUUUCAUGCUUUUAGACUCAUUUUGAAGCUGAGUUUUCUCAGAAACCUCUUGGUAACCCCCUGCUCGCAGUUUACUCCAUCCCACACCCGUCUGAGGCAAAGUUUACCAUGCGCAAUUUACUUGUAGUUGUAGUUUUGGGGGAAAAACAUCCUCCCAGAGCAGCGCUUCCCAUCGGCUUCGCUCUGCCGUGUCACCCAGGCCACGGUGUCACCAGCGGGGCUGGACGGGAGCCCCUGGAGCGACCUGGAUCUAACGGCCCGGGGGGGGUUAGAGGCCUCUUGCGGAUUGUUUGGAUUAUUCGGAUUAUUCUGGUUAUUCAGUCCCGAAGGGCUGGGGAGCCCCCGCUGAGGAGGUGCAUUGGGUGGCUGUGGGAGGGGGGGGUCACUCGGGUCUCCUCUCCCACUGGGCUCUCCGUGGCCCGGUUUGUGGAACAAUAACGGGUCCCGGUGGCCGCGGGGCUUUCCCGGCACCGGACCCCGCGCUUUGGGAACUGCGGGAUUUUGCGUCUCCCGGGUCGCGGAUCCCCGGUGCAGCCCCCGGGGAGCGCCGGUCCCAGCGGGUGUCCCUGUGCCCCCCCCACCCCGGACCCCGGCUCCCGGGAGGCGGUGGCGGGGGCUCCGCCCCUCCCGCUCGUUCCCGCCAGCGGCGGCCAAUGGGCGGGCGCCCGCCGCGCACGGGGCUUUUCCGCGCCAAACUCCAAAGCCCGCGGAGCGCAGCGCGGCACCGGCCUCCAGCACCGCCACGCCGCACCGGCGCCAUGUGGAUCCAGGUACGCACCAUGGACGGGAAGGAGACUCACCGCGUGGAUUCGCUUUCCAAGCUCACCAAGGUGGAAGGGCUGCGGCUGCGGAUACACGAGGUUUUCGGUGUCGAGCCACACCGGCAACGGCUCUUCUACCGCGGCAAGCAGAUGGAAGAUGGUCACUCCCUUUUCGAUUACAGCGUCGGCCUGAACGAUAUUGUUCAACUCCUGGUGAGACAAAGCCCCGCGGUGCUUCCCGCUGUUAGCAAGGAAAAGGAUCCUGAGCUCUCGGACACAGACUCUGGCUGCGGCUCAGGCCAAAGCGAAUCUGACAAAAGCUCUCACAAUGGUGAAGGUGCCCUGGAACUGGAGGGACAGCCCAGCACCGCGGCACAGCCCGACUGGACCGACCCGGGCUUCGGCCUCUAUAAGAUCAAUGACCUGGUCGACGCUCGAGAUAUGAAUAUGGGGGCAUGGUUUGAAGCCCAGGUUGUAAAUGUAAGCAGAAAAAAACCUGCAAGUGCAUCAGCUGAGAGCUGCUCAGAUCCUGACCAGCCGACAGCCAUUCCUGAAGAAGACGUAAUAUAUCAUGUGAAAUAUGAAGAUUAUCCAGAGAAUGGAGUUGUACAGUUGAGUUCCAAUGAUGUACGGGCUCGUGCACGGACUAUUUUGAAGUGGCACCAGCUGGAAGUGGGGCAGGUGGUGAUGGUCAACUACAACCCCGACGAGCCGAAGGAGAGAGGGUUUUGGUACGAUGCAGAGAUCCUGCAGAAAAGGGAAAUGAAAAUGAUCAAGGAGAUAAAUGCAAAGAUAUUACUUGGGGAUGCUGGUGAUUCCUUGAAUGACUGCAGAAUUAUAUUAGUGGAUGAAAUUUAUAAAAUAGAAGAACCAGGCAGUGCUUGUCCACUUACUGCUCCUCCAGUCAAACGCCAGAAUGGACCUGUGUGUAAAGCUUGUAAGGACAACCCGAACAAGACCUGCAGAAUCUGUGCUUGCCAUAUCUGUGGAGGCAAACAAGAUCCAGAUAAACAGCUCAUGUGUGAUGAGUGCGAUAUGGCUUUCCACAUCUACUGCCUCAACCCUCCCCUCAGCAGCAUACCAGACGAUGAGGACUGGUAUUGCCCUGAAUGUCGAAAUGAUGCAAGUGAGGUGGUUUUAGCAGGAGAGAAAUUAAAAGACAGUAAAAAGAAACAAAAGAUGGCAUCUGCUAAUUCAUCCUCGCGGAGAGACUGGGGCAAGGGCAUGGCUUGUGUCGGUCGCACAAAGGAAUGUACCAUUGUCCCCUCGAACCACUAUGGACCAAUUCCUGGGAUUCCGGUUGGCACCAUGUGGAAGUUCAGAGUUCAGGUGAGUGAAUCUGGCGUUCACAGGCCCCACGUUGCAGGGAUCCACGGCAGGAGUAAUGAUGGUGCCUAUUCCUUGGUUCUGGCAGGGGGCUAUGAAGAUGACAUAGAUCAUGGAAAUUCCUUCACAUAUACAGGGAGCGGAGGGCGCGAUCUUUCUGGGAACAAACGCACAGCGGAACAGUCUUGUGAUCAAAAACUCACCAACAUGAACAGAGCUCUGGCUUUGAACUGCAGUGCCCCCAUCAAUGAUAAAAAUGGAGCUGAAGCCAAGGACUGGAGAGCUGGAAAGCCAGUCCGAGUGGUGAGGAAUGUGAAAGGUGGCAAACAUAGUAAAUACGCUCCUGUGGAAGGGAACAGAUAUGACGGAAUAUAUAAGGUUGUGAAAUACUGGCCUGAGACAGGGAAAUCUGGAUUUUUAGUGUGGCGUUACUUACUUAGGAGGGAUGAUGAAGAACCUGCUCCUUGGACUAAAGAAGGAAAGGACAGGAUGAAAAAGCUUGGCCUAACCAUGCAGGUACUCUUUUGGAACAUUCUUGGGGUUACCCGGGGCAAUGAACUUGAUGGAUAGAAGGAACUUUUUGAUCAUAUGUUCUUACUGAGGAUGACCCUUGUGUAAGAAUGAAGACAGCC
Messenger RNA from Strigops habroptila (Kakapo), 4050 nucleotides. It is a transcript of the gene UHRF1, whose product is annotated as ubiquitin like with PHD and ring finger domains 1. The transcript is spliced from 13 exons. Gene Ontology annotation, biological process: negative regulation of gene expression via chromosomal CpG island methylation. The record is from RefSeq and is a predicted model, not a curated record. The coding region runs from base 1985 to 3988 and encodes 667 amino acids. Gene Ontology annotation, molecular function: protein binding; ubiquitin protein ligase activity. NCBI's taxonomy places the organism in Eukaryota, Metazoa, Chordata, Aves, Psittaciformes, Psittacidae.